CGUUCUGAUUCAUUGUUAAAAUAGAAAGGCUGUGACCCCUGGCACCUCAUCCCAGCACCCCCUUGUGUGUGGAAACCCGAGCCGAGGUCUGAUGGUGAAGGAGCCAGGAAUCUUCUCCCUGGUUGCCCCAGGGGAGGAUGUGAAAUUCCCCAGCUCUCCCCCAAGAUUGGCAACUAAGGCCAGAUCCCCUGCGACGCUUUGGAGGAAACUCGACAGGUCCCACCAUCGGAUUGCAGGAGCUGCCCUGGCCUGAUUCAACUGAUAUGGAGGGGGUGGCUGGGAAUGCCCCCUGUGAACACUUUGAAGCUAAUGUGCUUGCCCAGAGAUGCUGUCAAAACUGCUUCCACCCUGAGGAGGCCCACAGAGCAAGGCAUCAGGAGCCCGGGAGCCCUCCAAGUGCUGAGGCGCCCUACUGCGACCUGCCCCGCCGCCCGGCCGCCCCUGAGGACCCGCUCGGUGCCUCGACCUCCAACUGCCAGUCUGUGGUGGGUUCAGGCCUUGGGCCAGGGCCUGAGAGGGGCCCAUCAGCAGGGCUCCCUGCAGAGGGCCUCACAGCCACCCCCAGGAGCCAGGAACCCGAGGCAGCACCCUACCUGGAGGGCCUGGCCUCCUCCCUGUGCGGCAGCUUCAACGAGAGCGCUGACUCUGGCACCAGCUCCAGCCCUGACUGCGAAGCCCCUGAUGAUACCAGCGACUCGUCCUCCGUGGACUGGGACACUGUUGAGAGGCAAGAGGAGGCCCCCAGUGGGGACAAGUUCACCGUGAUGAUCCCACGGAAGCCACAGGAGGGGCCAAGGGCUGACAGUGCCCGAAGGGCUCCUCCUCUCCUCACCCGGUCCCCUGUAGGAGGAGACACUGCAGGCCAGAGAAAGGAGGGCUCUGGUGGUGGGAACCGAAGCGCCGGACAGCACUGGGCGAAGCUCCGGGGAGAAAGCGGGUACUUCUUGGAGCGGCACCGGUCAGUGCUGACCCCGGCCUCUCCCGUGACACCACAGAGCGGUCCUCGAAGUGCCACCCCCCAGGCUUCCUCUCUCCAUCGCUCUGCUUCCACACAACUUGAUACCUCCCGAGCCUCCUCUCCCCCACGAAUUGCCCAACGGGACAACCCCAGAACCUCGUCCACCCAGCAGGACACCCCGAGAGCCUCCUCUCCCCACCGAAUUGCCCAACGGGACAACCCCAGAACCUCGUCCACCCAGCAGGACACCCCCAGGACCUCUUCCACACAGCGGAACACCCCCAGAGCAUCCUCUCCCUCAAGAGUCGCCCAACGGGACAACCCCAGAACCUUGUCCACCCAACAGGACACCCCCAAGACCUCUUCCACACAGCGGAACACCCCCAGAGCAUCCUCUCCCUCAAGAGUUGCCCAACGGGACAACCCUAGAACCUCGUCCACCCAACAGGACACCCCCAAGACCUCUUCCACACAGCGGAACACCCCCAGAGCAUCCUCUCCCUCAAGAGUCGCCCAACGGGACAGCCCCAGAACCUCGUCCACCCAACGAAAUAAUCCUCAAGUUUCCUUUCCCCCCAGAGCCACCCAACAAGACAACUCCAGAGCCUCUUCUACCCAACAGGACAGCCCUCAAGCUCCUGUCCCUGCUUGUACUCCCCAGCGGGACAACCCCAGACCUUCUUGUAUUCAACAGAACACUCCCAGGACCUCUUCUACCCAAAGGGACAACCCCAAAACCUCUUGUGCUCAACGGGACAAUCCCAAAUCCUCUUCCUCACGGCGGGAAAACCCCGGAAGCCCCUCCUCUCAGGGCUGCACCCAGCGGGACAACCCCGGACCUUCCUCUCCCCAUCGUUCCUCUCAGCGGAGCAAUCCCAGGAAUUCCUCUCCCCAUCGUACUAACAAAGACAUUCCAUGGGCCUCCUUUCCCCUCCGGCCAACCCAGGGUGAUGGCCCCCGAACCUCUUCCCCAUCUCGCUCCAAGCAAAGUGAGGUUCCCUGGGCAUCCAUUGCCCUCCGGCCAACCCAAAGCGACAGGCCUCAGACCUCAUCUCCCAUCAGACCAGCUCAGCGUGACUCACCCCAGCCCUCCUCCAACCCCACCCAGCACAACUCACCAUCCCGGGCCACUUCCUCCUCCCACCCCUCAGGCCACCACAGUGCCUCCCGGACCUCCUCGCCUCUGCACCCUGCUACCCGCGGUGCACCCCAGACCUCUCCGGAGCCCUCCCAGCCUCCCUGCGCUGUGUGCAUUGGGCACCGGGAUGCCCCUCGAGCCUCCUCGCCUCCUCGCUAUUUGCAGCAUGACCCCUUUCCCUUCUUCCCAGACCCCCACGCAUCUGAGAGUGAAUCGCCCCACCAUGACCCCCCCUAUAUGCCCCCAGCCGUAUGCAUUGGACACCGGGAUGCCCCUCGGGCUUCCUCACCCCCCCGCCACACCCAAUUUGACCCCUUUCCCUUCCUCCCAGACACGUCAGAUGCUGAGAACCAGUCCCCCCAGCACGAGCCGCCUCAGUUCCCCCCAUCUGUGUGUAUCGGGUACCGCGAUGCACCCCGGGCCUCCUCCCCGCCGCGCCAAGCCCCAGAGCCCUCCCUCUUGUUCCAGGAUCUCCCCAGGGCCAGCACUGAGAGCCUUGUCCCCUCCAAUGACUCUCUGCACGAGCGCCUCCACAUCCCCAGCCCUGUAAUCAUUGGGCACCGCGAUGCACCCUCCUUCUCGUCCCCGCCCCGCCAGGCCCCCGAGCCCUCCCUCUUCUUCCAGGACCCCACUGGGACUAGUAUGGAGAGCCUGGCCCCCUCCACCGACUCUCUGCGUGGCUCCCCAGCGCUGCCCCCUCACGUGUGCAUAGGGCACCGGGAUGCCCCUCGAGCCUCCUCUCCACCCCGCCACCCGCCCAGUGACCUAGCGCUCCUGGCACCCUCACCUCCACCAGGCAGCUCGGGGGGCUCCCGGGGCUCGGCGCCCCCGGGUGAGACCAGGCACAACUUGGAGAGGGAGGAAUACACCGUGCUGGCCGACCUGCCCCCACCCAGGAGGCUGGCGCAGAGGGAGCCAGGGCCCCAGUGCAGCAACGGGGGCCGCACCCGCAGCCCUGGCCGCGCAGAGGUGGAGCGCCUCUUCGGGCAAGAGCGCAGGAAGUCCGAGGCACCGGGGGCCUUCCAGACCCGGGAUGAGGGGCGGUCGCAGCGGCCCAGCCAAGUUCAGAGCCAACCUCUCCGAAGACAGUCCAGCCCUGCCCUCAGCAGGGAGGUAACCAAGCCCCUCGCGAAGCAGGCAGAACCGGCCCGGCGGAGCCGAGCAGAGCCCCCUCAUCCCAGGAGCCCCGAGAGGCGGCCUGAGGGGGAACGGCGGCUCCAGGGGUCCUCGCCGCCCCCGAGGACGUCAGCCAGGACUCCUGAGAGGGAGCAGCGGACAGAGAGACCUCUGGAAAGUGGCCGGGCGGGCCCAAGACAGCCUCUGGGAGGGUGGCAGAGUCAGGAGGGGCCGCCAGGAUCCGGGGACCCACACGGACACCUGGAGAGAGGCUGGGGCAGGCAGGAGGAGGGCCCAGGCCUGGGGGGCUGGCUAGGACUUGGGGGGCCCAGGCGGGGGGCUGCCAGAGCCCCAGAGGAAACAUGGAGGGGCCCUCCCGGGGAGUCUGAGGAGAGCUGGAAGCUGCCCCACAGGGGGCAGGCAGAGGCCUGGGAGGAACCCCCCAGUGGUGGGCCAUGGGAGCCCCCUGACAGGCCAGCUCAGCGGGGCUGGGGCAGCCUGCAGGAGCUGUCCAGUCCUCACCAGCCUAUGAGGCCCCCAGAGGACUCCAGGGCAGGCCCAGGAGAGUUCUUGAAACCCCGGAGACCUGAGACAUCCCCUGCCAUGGGCUGGGGGGCUGAGGGAGCCUGUCCACACCUGCAUGGCCCUGAGAGGCAACCCGUGCUUGACUGGAGGGACCUGGUGGGCCUCCUCGGGGCACCCAGAGAGGGGGCCUGGACCCACUCGGGGGAGCCUCCGCUCGCCUCCGCUCUUCCGAGGCUGGACUGGGAAGGCCUCCUGGAGCUCCUGCAGGCCCAGCUGCCCCGCCGGGACUCGGCUGGACACUGGGGUGGGCCGGGCACAAUUUCCCCAGGCACGAAGGGUACUCUGGAGCUGGAGCCAGAGCAACACACCCAGUCUGAAGGAGGGGCAGGAGCUACUCUGGUCAAUGGAUACAGCCCUGGGCAGUGGCCCCAGAGCUCCGCCCAGCCGCCCAGCCCUGCCAGCAUCUCCACCCAGUGGCCAAAGACCAAAGUGACAAGUGGACCAGAGACCUCAACUAUGGCUGGUCUGGAGGAGACAGGCCAGCUGAGGGGCAGGAGCCCUGCAGAGGGCCCCAGCUCGCUACAAUGGGAGUUCCAAUCAAAGGAGCCUGAGGAGUCAGAAGGAAGCAGAGGCCAAGACUCACUGACUGACCAGAAGCAGGCAGACUCGGCAGACAAGAGGCCAGCGGAGGGCAAGGCUGGGAGCCCACUCAAGGGCCGACUGGUGACCUCAUGGCGGAUGCCCGGGGACCGUCCCACGCUGUUCAAUCCGUUCCUGCUGUCUCUGGGGGUCCUCAGGUGGCAAAGGCCCGAUCUGCUCAACUUCAAGAAGGGAUGGAUGUCAAUCUUGGAUGAGCCUGGAGAGUGGAAGAAGCACUGGUUUGUGCUGACCGAUUCAAGCCUCAAGUACUACAGGGAUUCCACUGCUGAGGAGGCAGAUGAGCUGGACGGGGAGAUUGAUCUGCGCUGCUGCAUGGACGUCACCGAGUAUGCGGUACAGCGCAACUACGGCUUCCAGAUCCACACCAAAGAUGCUGUCUAUACCUUGUCGGCCAUGACCUCGGGCAUCCGGAGGAACUGGAUCGAGGCUCUGAGGAAGACUGUGCGUCCAACCUCAGCCCCAGACGUCACCAAGCUCUCAGACUGCAAUAAGGAGAACACGCUGCACAGCUACGGCACCCCAAAGGGCUCCCUGAAGGCGGGGGAGCAGCGGGCAGGCUCUGAGGUCAUCGGCCGGGGUGGCCCCCGGAAGGCGGACGGGCAGCGGCAGUCACUGGACUACGUGGAGCUCUCCCCGCUGACUCAGGGCUCCCCGCAGCGGGCCCGCACCCCGGCCCGCGCUCUUGACCGCCCAGCCAAGCAGGAGGAGCUGGAGCGGGACCUGGCCCAGCGUUCUGAGGAGCGACGCAAGUGGUUCCAGGCCACGGACAGCAGGGCCACGGAGACACCGGCCGGCGAGGGUCCGCGCCGGGGCCUGGGUGCCCCCCUGACUGAGGACCAGCAGAGCCGGCUCAGUGAGGAGAUCGAGAAGAAGUGGCAGGAGCUGGAGAAGUUGCCCCUGCGGGAGAACAAGCGGGUGCCUCUCACCGCCCUGCUCAACCAAAGCCGCGGGGAGCGCCGGGGGACCCCAAGCGACAGCCAUGAGGCACUGGAGAGGGAGGUCCAGUCCCUUCGUGCCCAGCUGGAGGCCUGGCGUCUCCAAGGGGAGGCUCGGCGUCUCCAAGGGGAGGCUCCUCAGGGUGCACCCAAGUCCCAGGAGGACGGCCACAUUCCCCCAGGCUACAUCUCACAGGAGGCGUGCGAGCGCAGCCUGGCGGAGAUGGAGUCUUCGCACCAGCAGGUGAUGGAGGAGCUGCAGCGGCACCAUGAGCGGGAGCUGCAGCGGCUGCAGCAGGAGAAGGAGUGGCUCCUGGCCGAGGAGACAGCAGCCACAGCCUCAGCCAUCGAAGCCAUGAAGAAGGCCUACCAGGAGGAGCUGAGCCGGGAGCUGAGCAAGACACAGAGUUUCCCACAGGGCCCAGAUGGCCUCCAGAAACAGCACCAGUCAGAUCUGGAGGCACUGAAGCGGGAGCUGCAGGUGCUGUCAGAGCAGUACUCACAGAAGUGCCUGGAGAUUGGGGCCCUGACGCGGCAGGCGGAGGAGCGUGAGCACACGCUGCGGCGCUGCCAGCAGGAGGGCCAGGAGCUGCUGCGCCACAACCAGGAGCUGCACGCCCACCUGUCCGAGGAGAUUGACCGGCUGCGCAGCUUCAUCGCCUCACAGGGCACCGGCAACGGCGGGCGCAGCAGCGAGCGGAGCUCCUGUGAGCUGGAGGUGCUGCUGCGAGUGAAGGAGAAUGAGCUGCAGUACCUGAAGAAGGAGGUGCAGUGCCUCCGGGAUGAGCUCCAGAUGAUGCAGAAGGACAGGCGCUUCACCUCGGGAAAGUACCAGGACGUGUAUGUGGAGCUGAACCACAUCAAGACGCGGUCGGAGCGGGAGAUCGAGCAGCUGAAAGAGCACCUGCGCCUCGCCAUGGCUGCCCUGCAGGAGAAGGAGGCCGUGCGCAACAGCCUGGCCGAGUAGAGGUCCUCGUGGUCCAGCCCUGCUGCAGACCCCCAGCCCAAGGGGACCAAUCGCCCUCCUUCCCUGCUGGAUGGACGUCAGAAGCCAAGCUUUCUCCCCACCCUCUGUGGGCCGCACAUGCACUCACACCCACUAUACACACACACACACGCACACAUGUACACACACAUACACAUACACACACACACUCUGCGUAUCUGAGCGCGCCCCUAGCACUGGGUCUUACCUUGCACCUUCUUCAGGAUUUUAUAUGUGAAGAGAUUUUUAUAUAGAUUUUUUUUCCUUUUUUUUUUCCCCCCCAAACACUUUAUACUUUUUAAAAAGCAAUUCCUGGUGGCGUGUGCCUCUAACACUGGCUCCCCCUGUGUCUCCAGACGCCUGCUUGGGCUUCUGGGCCCACAGCCCGGCCCGGGGUCUAGCGGAGGCCCAGCAGCAGCUAUGGCAGGGUUGACUCUGCUGGGCGAGGCCGGGAGCCAGCCACCCUCUUUCUACCCUACCUCCCACUAACUACUUCCUGCCCUGGGGGGACCUACUCCCUGGGACUCUGGACGGAGGGACAGAUGGACAAAGGGAGCCAGCAGCUGUCCCCAUGGCCCCACCCCCUCCUCCGAGGGGUGCUGGGCAUGGAUCUGCAGGGACCACCCCGUGCAGGCGUUUCUCUCCUGCUCUGUGAGCCUUCUUAACUUAAUAAAAUGUUC
Molecule: messenger RNA, 6997 nt
Organism: Mesoplodon densirostris (Blainville's beaked whale)
Lineage: Eukaryota; Metazoa; Chordata; Mammalia; Artiodactyla; Ziphiidae
Gene: TRIOBP
Product: TRIO and F-actin binding protein
Exons: 24
Coding region: 264-6299 (2011 amino acids)
Biological process (GO): actin filament organization; positive regulation of substrate adhesion-dependent cell spreading
Cellular component (GO): actin cytoskeleton
Molecular function (GO): actin filament binding
Source: RefSeq, a predicted model, not a curated record